Messenger RNA from Cyphomyrmex costatus, 1038 nucleotides. It is a transcript of the gene CycG, whose product is annotated as cyclin G. The coding region runs from base 1 to 1038 and encodes 345 amino acids. The record is from RefSeq and is a predicted model, not a curated record. The transcript is spliced from 5 exons. Lineage: Eukaryota; Metazoa; Arthropoda; Insecta; Hymenoptera; Formicidae.
AUGUCGCACACUGCAGGAAUGGACACGGGCUUGCCUGUACCGGAUGCCAUCCCUCCGCUCGAAGAACUUCAAGAAAACCUGGUUCUAGACCUCGUUCAGGAGGUCAAAUUUCAACCGGACCUCCGUCAAUUACCUAUAACAACACAGGACGACGAGAUAACGAUUGGUGCUCGAGAUAGAUCUGCUCAUGUAUUAAGAUGCCUAAAAGUGAUGUAUGAUUUGUCUUCAGAUGUAUUUUUCAUUGCGAUUAAUCUGAUAGACCGAUUUUUGACUAAAAUGAAGGCAAGGCAGAAGCACAUGGCCUGCAUCAGCGUGUCAGCCUUUUACAUUGCUGCCAUCCAACGGAUGCAGUCCAUAGAAGCCGAGCACCUUAUCUCGAUCUCGCAGUGCAGAUGCACGGCUGAUGAUUUGAGACGCAUGUCGGAGGUGAUACGAAAUAAAUUGGAAUGGGCACCCGGCACUGAACCCACUACCGCUCUGACUUUUCUACAGCUCUUCAACAAAAUGUUUCAUGCGGUAGCGAAGCAAAUACAUCUUGGCGAUGUGUACACCAAUAUCGUCAAGGAAUCUGAAUUGAUUCUCAGAUUGGAAAUGGUGGCUUGCGACGGUAGUUGCGCGAGUCUUAGACCCUCCGAGGUGGCUCUGGUAUUACUCUGCACUUAUUUGGAUGCUGCUGUUAAUCGACUGAAUGCAAAUACAGAUGCCACUGUGUCUGCUGACGACUCAUCCUCACACAACACAUCCGUCAUUACAUCAUCCUAUCAGAUGCUGAAAGACGAACUGAUGCAAUUUGCUGUGGAGCUCCGAGAGAAAUGCAAUAUUUCAGAGGAGAAUUUCCGCUCCACUCAUGGAACGGUGGGUACUGUACUGAGCAAGUAUAAUGCCCAGGAGCAAACACCUCAUAGACAGAAGUUAAUCUGGAAACUUUCAUCCCGCACUGCAGGUGUUUUACGUCCGACGGACAAUUUUAGAUCUGUAUUACCUGCCAUUGCAGAACAUGCGCCGAUUCCAUCUCCAAGCAGGAUCAGGUACAGUUGA